AUGGCAUCACAUCUUCAGGUGCCCACAGCACGCUGUUACAACAUCGCCCAGACUUCCGGCGCCAGAUGUCAAUCGACCGCGCAAUUAUCGGUCCCUUCCUUUCGGCGCCAGGACAACAUCGGCCCUCCAAACCGCGCCUGGACUUUCGCCCCACUGAAUUUGCACGACGCGUUCCGGCGACUCGACUCGCCGCGCCCUCGGACACUGAUAAACACCGGCCGGACUCAACGUAACCGCAACCGAAAACAUACUUUGUACUAUCUCCUGAAGACCUGGCCGUCGCCGAACUUAUCACCGCAUUUAUAUCGCAUUGCUUAA
Messenger RNA from Podarcis lilfordi (Lilford's wall lizard), 318 nucleotides. The record is from the annotation of a GenBank genome assembly. Lineage: Eukaryota; Metazoa; Chordata; Lepidosauria; Squamata; Lacertidae.